Sordaria macrospora k-hell is the source of this 2859-nucleotide messenger RNA. RefSeq lists its product as uncharacterized. The record is from RefSeq and is a predicted model, not a curated record. NCBI's taxonomy places the organism in Eukaryota, Fungi, Ascomycota, Sordariomycetes, Sordariales, Sordariaceae.
AUGGCAAACCAACAAUUACCUCCUCCGCGGCGUCGUGGGGAUCAUCUGUUCGAGCGAUGGGGUGUCAAGCUCCUUGAGGACGGCAACGGUGUCGUCUCCUCCGGGUUGAUUCCCAUAUUCCCGUCUCUUCACCAACCGUUCGGCCUCACCGAAGACCUUUGGUGGACGCAUAAGCGAGCGUUGCAGGAGGCGGCUACACGCACGAACCCGAUGCCAAAGUCCUUACCGAAGCCCACGGGCGUGCAACUGGACGAAUUGUUCUUUACCGAGCGGUGGCAGCAGACCGCUCUUAAUGGGGUCAGAACAUGGGAGCUUUCUUCCCUCAAUCAGGGUAUCAUAGGAACAAGUUACUGGCAGGAGGUCCUCAUGGCGGACCUCUCAAUUUUGCCAAUUCCCGACAUCACGGUUACAGUUGAGCAAUUCCCCGACAUCGAUCUCGUUAACGUGGACGAAAGCAAGUGGAACAAAGUCUUCGGGCGGGGCCGCUGGUAUGAUUUGCGGGGUGUGGUGUUGGAAACGGACGCCAACGGAAACCCUACAAAUACUCGAGAUUGGAGUGUAGACGACGACGCCAUCUGGGAUGGACUGCGGACCGUGAUUGAGAUGGCCAACAGGAUUCUGCAUCACGUUAUUUACGGCGACUGGCUCUACGCACUCCUGGAGGGAACCGUGGCUCCAAUUUCAAAUGUUAUGCCGUUCGUGCCAGGAUCGAAUGAUUACUUCAAUAUGCCCAAGCGGAUGUUCUCGCCCGGUGAGAAUGGAUCAGGAGGGCUCAAGCAGCCCGACCAGCGGGUUGCCCAACGGUUAUGGCACCAAAUUGAGAGCUUGUCAGAGUGGAUUAUCUGGUCCUUCUUCGAUCCGCGCGACGUGGACAAGUAUGGGUCAGUGAGCAAGACGGGUGUCACAGCUGGCUACUGCGACUCGGCAAUGUCGCGAACGAUGAUGGAGAAGCCUUGUGAUCCCAGGACCCUUCCAAGCCCGGGUGACCCUGAUAUUUUCACCGAUAUCAAAAUCAACACUAUGCUUCUCGAAUCUGUACUCAACGUCUCGAAUACCCCAGAGGAAGUGGCUGCCAAGCACACCACGCGGCUCCAGUUAGCGCUUGUAAUGGUACACGAGCUUAUGCAUGCACUUUAUCAGGCGAGAGUUUACGUCAAUUCUGGCAGGGGCACGUGGGAGCAUGAACCGACUUACCAGGACGAGAACUCAGUGGAACUGGGUUGGUCACAGGAACAUUCUCUUCUUGGCACCGUGAGAACGAUUGGACCCAUCAACGUCUUUAUGCCUGACAGCGAAUUCCUCUCUCGGGCUGGCCCUGCGUUUACGGUUGCAAGCUCGUGGCUUAAUGACCCGCGGCAACGCGAAAAAGGCAAAGAAUUGACGGAUAUGAAUAAUGGCAUGCCUCGCGGUCUGCCGGAGAGAAGUAUGGUUCAGCUGGGACCGCUACCUACAUACUGGUGUUCUCGGUUCCAGUCCCAGAGUUUCUGGGAUGCCCACGUUGCUGCAUACGGGCUAGGUGCCCUCAAAGCCGGGCCGGUGGUCACCAGUCACUCACGGUAUUACAAUGCAGCCCAUAUGCGAACGUACCACGCCAGGAAACACGUGCAACCGGGACUGUCGCGUCACCAACCGAUACCACCAGGUCAGUUGCAGAGAUUCCGGCUAGAGGAAGAGCAGACGUACCAGUACAUGGAGUUCCGCAGAAAGCUCUGGAAAAGCCUGCGGCCUUGGUACAAGCAGUCUUACCGGCUCUGGCAGAAAACCCCGUACUCGUUCGGCUAUCUACGCUUGUUGAUCGACAGGUUCAGACAGGCGGUCGAAGAACGGAAACGUACCGAUGCGGAAGUCAUACUCGGCACCUACAGCGGUUACCUCGCGGUCCUCGCCAGGGAUAUGAGUACCCCUUAUCCUGUACCCCAUCCUGCGCCCCCCAAUGUUAACGCAUUGUGGUAUUUCGAAUUCGACCGUCAUCCCGCCCUGUGGCCCUUUGUCAUGCUCGAGAUCAUGAUGCAUGCCUCUCUUCCGUAUGACUGGUUGAUUGCCCUGAGGAAGCAGGCGGCACCACCACCACCACCACCACCCCCGCCUCAAAGGACAGCUUCUAAACGCAGGCGGCCGCCAGGUCCUCCCAAAGAAUACCUCCAAAACCGCUGGUUCCCCAGCCGCCACGCCCAAGCAGCCGGUACCUUCUUCCGCUACCCUCCCUACUGGAGCCGCGACAAAGACCCUGGUCCUCCCAAACCCGCUCCCGGUACGCUCAACGCAGACGUUACCGACCCCGGCAGAAUCUUCAAGCCCAUGUUCAGCCUCGAGAUGGCCAAGCCCGACAGGCUAGCACCAUGGCCUUCACCCAGCAGGAUAUCCUCCCUCUACCACGCCCGCUGGUCCAUGCUCUGCGCGGUCGAAUCCCCCCGCAUCCGCUCUCCGAUGCAGAAAUACCCCGUUCACAAGAAAGUUUGGCAAGCGCUCAUCGCGCAGUACAAGUCCCUGGUCUUACAAAAUAAGCAACUCGGUAACAGCAAUAGUAACGGGCAGUGGCUCGAUUUCAACUUUUCUUUCCCGGCCUACGAUGAAACGGACCAGUUUGUGGUGUUGGAUCGGUUCAUACGCCCCAUGCCUCCUGGCCAGUGGGCCAGAUCGGGAUUUAGUGGCAAGGAUUGGUACGAGCAAGGGUAUGCUGAUCCGGAUAAGUUGACGGUUGCGAUGAGGAUGGCGGGAGAGCCGCAUGAUCUACCCGAGGUUUAUUUGCCUAGUGAGGAUGAGGGCGAUGGCGACCAGCCGGAGGUUUGGCAGAGGUGGUGGCCUGUUGUUAAUCCACCUCCGGCGGGGGAUGUUGAUAUGAUGGAUGUUACUCCUUGA